Messenger RNA from Aphis gossypii (cotton aphid), 2924 nucleotides. Its product is annotated as MFS-type transporter SLC18B1-like. Gene Ontology annotation, molecular function: transmembrane transporter activity. The record is from RefSeq and is a predicted model, not a curated record. The transcript is spliced from 12 exons. Gene Ontology annotation, biological process: transmembrane transport. NCBI's taxonomy places the organism in Eukaryota, Metazoa, Arthropoda, Insecta, Hemiptera, Aphididae. Bases 649 to 2160 code for a protein of 503 amino acids.
UUAUGAUGUGUACACGCGGAUUCACCUCUGGUCUGGUUGUGUGCCGCGCGUUUGUUCGGUAUAAUAAUAAUUAUUACAAUAAUAUUUUAUUUAUUAAACGCCAAUAACGCGGUACACGUCGAUCACUGUGACACGAAAAUCGGGUGCACGUUGGUCCGUCACGUUCGCGACACUACGUAAUAAUAAUAUUAAUAUUAUAUCGUUAUAAUCGUUUUUUAAUCAUAAUUAUUAGUCUUGUAAUUUUUACCCGUGAUCGUACAUUAUAAUAUUAUUGUUGUUAACGUCGCGCUGUACCUACCCGUCAUCUGUCUGCGCCGUCACCACUCGCCGAGAAGUGAACUUUGAAUAAACCGUUUAAGCGUAUUCACACCAGGUCUUACGGAUCGCCGUUACACGUCGGAUUUGUCGCCGCCACCGUGUGCGGAUCGCACCGAUUGUCCAGAUAAUAAUAUUAUAAAAUUAACGGUUCAACAACAAUCAUGUGACACGGGAACCGAAUCUGUCUCGCAGUCUACUCUCUUGAACCCUGUGAUCGACGGUCAUAUUUUAUAGCGUUGACAACAACGACGACAAAAGCUCUAUCAGUUUUGCGACAGCAGUGCAGCAGCAUCAUCGGCGCAUCUACGCGGUGGACCGUCCACAUUUAAUAUGCUACGCAUAUCAAAUUUCAGUAAACGACAGUGGUUGACGUUAAUCGUUUUCAGUAUUGCUGACUUUUGUAACGCCAUCUGCGUGUCGUUGCAGGCACCGUUUUACCCCCAAGAGGCUGAAAAAAAAGGAGCCACUGCAACCGAAUAUGGUUUGGUAUUCGGUAUUUUUGAACUGGUCGUGUUUUUAAUCAGUCCCGUUUAUGGAAAACACUUGAAUAGGAUUGGACCCAAGUACUUAUUCAAUGGAGGAAUAUUCACAACAGGAAUAUGUGCAAUCUUAUUUGGAUUUUUGGACAGGGUGGAAGGCCAUUAUCCAUUCAUCAUUUUAUCAUUCGUCAUACGUAUCGUCGAAGCGAUGGGAAAUGCGGCAUUUUUGACAGCCAGUUUUGCCAUCAUUGCGAUGGAGUUUCCGGACAACGUGGCUACCACAUUUGCUUCACUUGAGACAUUUUUUGGUCUUGGGCUGAUUGUUGGACCAACUGUCGGUGGAGCUUUGUAUGAAGUCGGAGGCUUUGUAACCCCAUUCUUAGUUUUAGGUUCCACACUUUUCCUUUCGGCUGUAAUGACUGCGUUUGUGUUACCCGAUCACCCCAAUCGUAGAAAUGACGUAACUAGUGAUGCUAGUCUAUUGAAAGUAUUGAAAAUUCCUGGUAUAAUGUUAGCGGCGGCUAGCAUUAUCGUGACUUCCAUGAGCAUUGGGUUCUUGUCCGCUACCUUGGAACCACAUCUUAGACAAUUCAAAUUAUCUCCAAUGGUCUUGGGGUUGAUGUUUGUCAUAAACGGCGGUACUUAUGCAUUAACUGCGCCAUGGUGGGGUUGGUUGUGCGACAAAGUGCUGCCGGCAAAAGUAGUCACGUUGCUUGGGUGCAUCAUUCUCAUGAUCGGAUUCAGUCUUAUCGGCCCGGUGCCAUUUCUCAACAGACCGACAGAAUUUUCCGUCACCAUACUAGGAUUGGUGAUGCACGGCAUGGGCAUCGGCGCACAACUUGUUGCAUCGUUCACCGACGCUCUGCGGACAGCCAUUCAGCACGGAUUUGCCAAUAAUCUGGAAACUUAUGGUCUGAUAUCGGGACUUUGGACAUCCACUUUUGCACUUGGAGCUUUUAUCGGUCCUUCAAUUGCCGGUAUACUGUACGAUAUCGUAGGAUUUGGCGCAGCUACUUUAUUUGUUAUCGUAUUAUCCGCUGUAGUGGGAGUGGCCGUAACGUUGUUUUUGAUCUUCUCCCGACCACCAAGACUGGUCAAGGACGUGCACAGUUUGGAUAAUUUGAUGGAUCCUCUGGUCAAGUCCGUGACGGAAAACGGCGGUGGUGGCGCAUACAAUGGUCUCAUCUCGUCGGCGCUCACGUGCCCCGCCCCCCCAGAAAGGCCGCCAGGCAUGGAUGGCAUAAUCGCGUGCAGCAGCUACAAAAAUCGAUUGGGCACGUGGAACCGGAAGGAGAGCGAAUUGGUCAUCGGCAGUCAUAUGGGAAACAGUUAUGCGGACGAGACCAGAGGUCUGCUGGGCUGACCUGCACGUAUUUAAUAAUAUUAUUGCGUUGUUAUAAUAUUGUGAUAUAUUAUUAUUAUCACUACUACCACACGCCAUUUGCAGCUGCCGAUGAACUUGUAUAAUAUUUUGUUUCUUUUUUUAAACGCAUUUUUCGAAUUUUGAAAUAUUUAAUAACGAUAGUCGUGUUAGCAGUUAUAAGUCCAUUUUCACUUCCCGUCGCCAUCUUUUACUCCUUUUAUAGAACUUUACCAGCAUAUAAUAUGCAAAACAGAUCAAUACCAUUUUCCGGUACGAUGACCACCAAAACCACUAUAUCACCACAACCAUUAUUAUUUAGGUAUAGUCACCGUCAUCGAUAUUGUUAUUGUUGUGCCAUUGUUAUUUAUAAUAUUAUAUAAUUACUAUUGUUUUGUUUUUUUUAUAUUUUUUUAAGUCCAGUCAUCGAUUCAUAUACUUUUAUUGGUUUUAUAAUAAUAAUACAAAUAAUGAUAAGUAAUAAUUUUAGAUAUUAUAUUAUAUUAUACACCUACAUAUUAUAUUUUUUAAUAGAAAUUUAUUUUUAUAAUAACGUAUCUUUGUGCUUGUUUAGUCCAGGGCUCGAGUUUUUAGCCUUGACGAAUUUAUUUGUAUGUAUAAAUAUUUUAUAUAUAUUAUUUAAAUAUAUAUUCAUGUCGAAUUGCUUGUCAAGCAAAUAUGUUUGUAUAAUACUAUUGCUGAAUCUCAAAUUAUACAUUUUUUUAAAUAAAAACUUAUUUGUAUUUGUUCUUUAUAUUUUUAAUAUA